GUCAUGUUUAGCUCUUCGUAGUAGAAACAGAGCUACAUUACAGGAGAUGUGAUGAUAUAAAUCCUGAAACUAGUGUUAUCUGAGUUCAACAGUCACUUCGUAACGGACUGACUACUGCACCUCAAGCUUUUAUACUGGUAAUCCAGCAUUCUGGUAUCUCAUAUUGAAGUUUUUACAAUGAAGAAUUAUACAGAAGCGACGAAAGUUAUUCUGAUAGUCUUAGCUUCAGCCAUAUUGGCUUCAGGGCUUGAUAACCAUUCCUUAUUCAUAAAUUCGUUGACUAACAUCACAAACUACGAUAAGAGAAUACGACCAUAUCACCUAAAUUCAAUCCUAAAUAUCACAGUUUACAUGACAAUCGUAUCAUUUGGAGAUGUCGAAGAGAUGAAGAGUGAAUUUUCUCUUGAUAUGUUCUUUGAACAACAAUGGUAUGACCCACGAUUACGUCAUGGUGAACAUGGAAUUAUCACUUUGACUGGUACAGACCGAAACUUGAUAUGGCUGCCAGACACGUAUUUUCAGAAUAUUAAAAAUGCUCAGCACCAUGACGUCCCGGCCGAUAACAGCCGUGUGACUAUCGAUAAACAGGGUCAUGUACAUUAUAGUUCUAGGAUAACACUGUCGGCAUCAUGCGAGAUGGAUUUGCACGAGUACCCGCUGGACACUCAAACGUGUAUGCUGGAGAUUAUGAGCUAUGCCUACGACGAUAAAGAUGUCAACUAUCGAUGGAAAGGUGAUCGUAACAAUGCGAUACGAAUUAUGAACGACAAUUUGGCUCAACUGGCUCUAAAGGAUGUACAUAUCAACUAYAGAAAACUGCCAUUUGGCAAAUCCAAUUAUUCGGAGUUGAUGGCCAUUUUUCGCUUCGAAAGACGUCUUGGAUAUUCGUUAUUACAGAUCUAUGCACCUACUUUCCUGAUUACAUGCAUAUCAUGGUUGUCUUUCUGGAUAUCUAAAGAUGCAAUACCUGCAAGAAUCGCCCUUGGAAUCACUACAAUACUGACAAUUGUCACCCUCAAUGGUUCUUUCAGAUCAGCGGUUCCUAAGGUUUCCUAUAUCAAAGCCAUGGACUUGUAUCUUAUCGUGUCGUUCCUUUUCGUGUUUGGAGCCGUCAUGGAGUACAUCGCUGUCCUAUCGUACAUAGAUUUGAUGAAUCACAGAAAAAGUUUAGAAAAAAAGUUUGACACAAGUGACACUACUACUGUCGAUGAUGAAAAGGCCGAAGAAAAACCCCUUAAAGAAAAGGAUACGAUGUCACCUCACGCUGUCCAAGUAUCGCGCACAUCUUAUAAUCUCAACGAACCUCAAAAAUCCACCGUCCAACGAAGUGCAGCAACCCAUAUGAUCAAAAAGAUUCUGUCAGUCAAUACAACACCAAUAGAUAAGAUAUCUAAAGUGGCUUUCCCAUGUGCCUACAUAGUGUUCAACGUUGUUUAUUGGGUGUAUUAUGCACUUUCUAAAGGUACAACAGAGGAUUCAUUCAUUCUAUCGAAUGGUACUGACUGAUUCAACAACUGAUGCCUUGUUUUCACUUCCACCCUAUUCCACCAAAGAGUUGGUCAUUACGCAUUAACUAUAAACAGUUCUCAUUGGAUGAUAUUGAGCCAAUUAAAACAACAUGUGACCUUUCAAUUUGUUAAUCCAAACUCUCCUUCAACUUGAAAGAUAGUUCAUUUUUGAGGAACAAACGUUAUCAAAAUUCAAUGUUUCUAAAUCUGCUUUAGAAGUUUCAAUGCCAGCCUGUUUUACAUACGAUUACACACUAAAUCAAACAAGAUAAAUUCAGUUCAACGACUAUGAAUGUCCUACGAGGGUUAUGCAUGUAUUACAUGUCCUAUGAAGGUUGUAUAAACGUAAUUGCCAAAACGUUGACAUAAGAAAUAACAUUUGUAUAAAGGAAUAUGUUAAAAAGAMAAAAAAAWUUCUUUAGGCCUGAGUGAUAUCUUUUUUUGUUGUUGAUAAGUCCAUUUUUUCCGAAGUACAAAUGCUCUCUACGACAACGUUUUUGCAAAGUAGGUGUAUUUUUGUUCUAAUUUUACUUUUAGUUCUCCUGUGUAGUAAAAUCAUGACAAAGUGUUAAUGCAAACCUACAUUUUCAACAAGGUGCUGACCACUCGAUCACUAUUACAGCACAAUGACAUAAAUUGAGUUCAUUUUUUGUAUGUAAAUUCUCUCUUUAGUGCAAAAUGAACCAUUUUUGUGUCUUUCUAUCAACAUAUUAAUCUAUAUAGAAAAGCAUUAUAAAGAUGAUCGAACGAUCGAUCGAAACCACGAUUUGAGAGAUCGAACGAUCGAUCAACACAAUGAUUUGACUAAUAAAAACCAAUUAAAGAGAUUAAUGGCGAUGAUAUGUUCUUUAAUGAGAAGGUUCAGUGGUACAAUAAACAGCAUGAUAUUUCUAUUAUUACAGCUAAUUACCACACCUACAUACAUCAAUUCAUACUUGUUAAAACAUUGUUUAUUUUGUCUUCUAAAACUUAAAAUUCGUUUGUUUUGGCGGGGAUGAAACUACAAGUAGAUCACGAAAUAAGAUUACAAUCGACAGGGACAUCUUUAUUUCGGUCCUAAACACAGACACAACUAUUGCAAUGUUUCUUCCGAACCGCUAACGUCUUAAAUAAAUGUGGACAAAAUA
Messenger RNA from Exaiptasia diaphana, 2635 nucleotides. Its product is annotated as glycine receptor subunit alphaZ1. Gene Ontology annotation, biological process: signal transduction; chemical synaptic transmission; nervous system process. The record is from RefSeq and is a predicted model, not a curated record. Lineage: Eukaryota; Metazoa; Cnidaria; Anthozoa; Actiniaria; Aiptasiidae. Gene Ontology annotation, cellular component: synapse; neuron projection; membrane. The transcript is spliced from 9 exons. Gene Ontology annotation, molecular function: chloride channel activity; extracellular ligand-gated monoatomic ion channel activity; neurotransmitter receptor activity. Bases 178 to 1506 code for a protein of 442 amino acids.